Messenger RNA from Aricia agestis (brown argus), 2700 nucleotides. It is a transcript of the gene Dhap-at, whose product is annotated as dihydroxyacetone phosphate acyltransferase. Gene Ontology annotation, cellular component: mitochondrial membrane; peroxisomal membrane. Gene Ontology annotation, molecular function: glycerone-phosphate O-acyltransferase activity. Lineage: Eukaryota; Metazoa; Arthropoda; Insecta; Lepidoptera; Lycaenidae. Gene Ontology annotation, biological process: ether lipid biosynthetic process. The coding region runs from base 220 to 2232 and encodes 670 amino acids. The transcript has 12 exons. The record is from RefSeq and is a predicted model, not a curated record.
UUCCAGCUGCUUGCAGUAAAAUUUUUGUUUUGUGAGAAAAUGGAAAUCCAUGUUGGGAAAAGCUCCUAUUUUAAAUAAUUCUGUGAAUUCAAAUGCCUUAGUGAAUUUCAGCAUGUUGGAUGAAGUUUGUGAUAAAAAUUAGUGAUAACAAAAUAAAUAAAAUACUUAAUUAUAAAUAAAAAAGACUUUUUACCAUUUUUACUCAAAGAAAAUAAAAAUAUGAAGAAUAUGGACUUUGUUGAUAUACUAAAACCACGAAACACUCAAUUUGGAAUUAUAAAUUUUAUGACAAAACCAUGGGAACCAAAGAAAACUAUGUCCUUGGAUGUGAAAUGCGACCCUAGGUUGUUAAAGAAAAUUGUGCUUUCUUCUACUUACAUUGACUCAUUUAUUGAUGCAGAAAGCAGAAAAGUAGGUAUACCUAAACAACAAUUAAAAAAUGAAGUUAUUAACUAUUUAGAUGAAAUUGCUAUGGAUAAAAAAUUACACAUUAUUCGUUGGAUGGGAAUUGUCUUCCUCAAGAUAUCAUUUAUGAUGAAGAUUGGAAUGUUUGUCAAUGAGCCUGCUGUUCUUAAGCUAAAGGAAUCACUGGGCAAAAAUCCUGUACUUUUUCUUCCUACUCACCGAAGCUAUGCCGACUUCUGUUUGCUGACCUACUUGUGUUUCCACUACGAUAUAGAGCUGCCAGCUGUGGCUGCUGGAAUGGACUUUUAUUCGAUGGCGGUUGUGGGUAAGAGCAUGCGGGAGACGGGCGCGUUCUACAUGCGGCGCACGCUGGUCGGCGCGCCGCUGUACGCAGCGACGCUGCGCCACUACGUGCGAACACUCGUAGCUAAACACAACGCCCCCGUUGAGUUCUUCCUCGAGGGAACCAGAAGCAGGAGUAAUAAGAGCAUGGCGCCCAAGUAUGGUAUGUUGUCUAUGUGUCUGCUGCCGUACUUCGCGCGGGAGGUGAUGGACAUGACAAUAGUGCCGAUAAAUAUCAGCUACGACCGACUCGUGGAGCAGAGUCUGUUCGCCUACGAGCACCUGGGCGUGCCCAAACCCAAGGAGACGACUGGUGGUCUCCUAAAAUCGCUCGGGAAACUGAACGACAAUUUUGGCAAUAUAUACGUUCAAUUCGGCGAGACGAUAUCCCUCAACGCGUACCUCGGCGACCAGGGCCUGACUCCCGCCAGCCUGCUGCCCCUCGACUUGCUCACCCUCGCCGCGGACCAAAAGAAAAAAGUACAGAAAGUGGCGGAGUACGCUGUGAGUCUGCAGCAAAGUAACACGGUGGUCACCAUCACGAAUUUACUAGCUAUAGUGUUGAUGGACAGUCUGAUUAAAAACGAGGCUCUAACUUUGGACGACGCGUUCAGAGAAGUGGAGGGACUCAUAGAUAUGUUGAGGAGUUUAGGUGCGAGAGUCUACGAGACGGACGUGAGAAGGAGCGUCCACAGGAUUUUGGUGGUCCACAGAAGUUUGAUGGCGGUACAAGGGAACAAAUUGCGCCUGAUUGCCGGCGACCCGAUGACGUUCAGUCCAGAAGUCCGGAAAAAGAUGAAAGGGCACAGUCUGGGGAGCGAGACGAUAGUAAGCGCAGUGCCUGUGAUCCAGCUGCAGCUGUAUGUGAACCCCGUGCUGCACUACCUCGUCCCGCCCGCCCUGCUCUACCUGCUGGCCAGCCGGGGACCUGCUCAUGCAGAAAAUAUUAUAUACAACGAGUACAAAGAAAUAAGAGCACUGCUUCGCUACGAAUUUUUUUACGUCAAGGAACAAGAAGAAAUUGAGUUCGAGGCGGCACAGGAGUACUGCACUCGCAAUGGACUGUUACAUGAGAGUGCGGGCGUACAUGCGGGCACGGACGCUCGUGCGGGCGUGUGUGCGGGUGCGCUGUGUUGGGUGGCGUUACCCGCACUGUGCACGCUACAGAUCGCUGCACAACUAUUGUCAGAACAGCGAGUAUGGCCGCACAAGGAGGCGCUGAGGCUGGUUCAGGCGCGGGCGGAGGCGUCGCGCGCUCAUCCCUACUGCCUCAGUCUGGAGGCGGCCGCCAACUGCCUUCGCGGACUCCUCGAUGUCGGCGUACUUACCCAGACUGACAGUCAAGAAGAAACGUACGAAGUCCACCCAACAAAACUACAGGAGACUUUAGAUUUAGUGAACUCCGUAAUACCAAAACUUAGUUUAGAUUUUGGAGCUAACAAUUCCGUUAUAGUCAGCCAUAAAACAGUUAGUUCUAAAUUGUGAAACACCUCCUGCUGUUAUUGAAAUGAGCCAUUUACUAGCGAUCUGCACUCGUGCUAUAGAAACGCGCCUUUACUUUACAUGCAGUGUUUUUUAAGACUUAGCAGAAUGAAUACACUCCUGAAUUCAAGCAACAUUUUGUUAAAUAUAAUCUUUUUUGUUGUUUGUAUUCAGAAGAGUAUUUAUUCGACAAAUUCUUGAAACGUAGUAAAAAAACAAUAUGUAUAUUGUAUAGUCGAACUGUGACAAGGUAAGUAUUAAUAUUGUUGUGCCAUUAAUUUUAUGACUAUUCACUAUUGUUUUAAAGUAUUAUUUUUAUUAGUAUCAAUACCCCGAUUUUGCUAUUUUAACCCAACAUCAAUAUUCAAUGCCGUUUUUGCAGAAGCAUCGCGCGUUUGAGCCGGGCCGCACAUUGUACGACAUUUCUGAUCAGAAACAGUUGAACGUCCGCGCUGUCUCUUACAUUUUGUA